Messenger RNA from Eublepharis macularius, 3796 nucleotides. RefSeq names its product zinc finger and SCAN domain-containing protein 30-like. The coding region runs from base 153 to 2051 and encodes 632 amino acids. The record is from RefSeq and is a predicted model, not a curated record. NCBI's taxonomy places the organism in Eukaryota, Metazoa, Chordata, Lepidosauria, Squamata, Eublepharidae. The transcript is spliced from 5 exons. Gene Ontology annotation, biological process: regulation of transcription by RNA polymerase II. Gene Ontology annotation, molecular function: DNA-binding transcription factor activity, RNA polymerase II-specific; RNA polymerase II cis-regulatory region sequence-specific DNA binding.
UUUGGCCUCGGGGGUUUGGUUGGAGGAGAGUGGCAGGACUGAGGCUGGAGCCGGACCGGGGCAUGCCUGGAAAGAAAGAAUCUGAGUCUUGAACACUGUAAUUCCUUUCUACAGUUUGCUAUAGGAAAAAGACCACAGAGCAAUUUCCCAGCAUGAAAACGGAAUGGCAAGAUAUCCCGAUAGGGGAGGGACCAGCAGGGAGGGAAAUGGCUCCUCACGACCUCCAGGCUGGGAGUAUCGGAGGAUUCCUUCGAAGGAGACCAGGAGCUCCAGGGCAUCAUCCAGCAGCAGAGGGCUCCCUUUCCCUGGCACAGUGGGAAGCCCAGUGGCAGGAGUUCCUCAGGACACUGGAAAGCCCUCACUCAGGAUGGGGAAGCCCCCACUUGCCAGCAAAACCUACUCCCUGGGAUGAUGCCAAGGCCUUUCUGGCCUCCUUUGAGCAAGUGGCUGAAGCCUGUCAGUGGCCCCAGGAAGAGUGGGUGACACGACUCCUGCCAGCCAUCAGUGGAGAAGCCGAGCAGGCCUUUAGCACACUGGAUUUCCCAGACAGGGAGGAUUAUGGGAAGGUGAAGGCGGCCAUCUUGCGAGGGGAUGCCAUGAGCCGGGAGAAGCAGCGUCAGCAAUUCAGACGUUUCUGCUACCAGGAGGCCGAAGGGCCACGGGGGGCUUACAGCCAACUCCAGGAAAUGUGUCGUGGGUGGCUAAGAGUGGAGAAGCACAGCAAGGAGCAGAUCCUGGAGCUCUUGAUCCUGGAGCAGCUGCUGACUGUCCUGCCCCCAGAGAUCCGGAGCUGGGUGAGCGAAGGCGGCCCUGAGAGCUGCUCCCAGGCAGUGGCCCUGGCUGAAGAGUUCCUCUUAAGGCAGGAGACGCAGGUGCCCUUGGAGGAGGCAUCUGGGAGGGUCUCUGAGGGAGGCCAGGAUCCAUCUGGGACUGAGCAGAGGCAGCUCACGAUGUGCCUCAAGGAAGAGGAGGAUGGAGAAGCCAGCCCACUAGCAGGAGAUGUAGAGGAGACGGUUGAGGAAUUUCAGGGAUUCUCAUUGAAUAAGGGCAAGCACGAAGAGUCUAAAGGAAACUUCAGGAUUCAGACUUGGCCACCAAGGCAGGAGGAAAGCCAUGCAGAGAAGAUGAGGGAUAAGCCCAUUCCUUGCCAAGGAGAGGCAUUCCAUGAAAUCCCAGUCCAAGCAGAAGGAUCUCCCCAAAAAAGAAGGAAUGAAGGACAUGAAAAUGAAACAGGGCAUGAUCAGGAGAAUGAGGAUGAUGAGGAAUGGCUUCAGUCUUCUCCAGAUAAAGCAAAGGAGGAAGAGCUGGAAGGAAGCUUCAGGAAUCGAGGUGGACCCAAGAGGCCAGAGGGAAGCCACACAGUGGAGAAGAGGAAUAAACACAUUCCUUGCCAAAGAGAUUAUUCCUGUGAAGAAUUUCACGUAUUGGAGGAAACAUAUAAGGGCUUGAAAUGUGGAAUGAACUUCCCAGAUCAAACACGAUAUAAUAUUCAUUUGCAAAAGCACAAUGGAAAGAAGACCCAUAAAUGCUUGGAUUGUGGAAAGAGCUUCAGGUAUAAAUCAAAGCUCCUCGGUCACCAAAAAAUUCACACAGGAGAAAAACCAUUUGAAUGCUCUGAGUGUGGAAAGAGCUUCAGCUGGAAUAGUGAUCUUAAGCGGCAUCAAAGAAUCCACACAGAGAAACCUUUUGAGUGCUCAGAGUGUGGAAAGAAGUACAUCUGUAGUAGAGAUCUUCAGCGGCAUAAAAGAACCCACACAGGGGAGAAACCUUAUGAGUGCUUAGAGUGUGGAAAGAAAUACAACUAUAGUAGAGAUCUUCAGAGGCAUAAAAGAAUCCACACAGGGGAGAAACCUUUUGAGUGCUCAGAUUGUGGAAAGAAAUUCAACUGCAGUGCAAAUCGUCGGAGACAUCAGAGAAUCCACACAGGGGCGAAACCUUUUGAAUGCUCAGAGUGUGGAAAGAAAUUCGCUCGCAAAGUCCACGUUCGUCAACAUCAGAGAAUCCAUAUGAGGAGAAACCACGUCACUGGCCAGUGCCAAGAGCUCAGCUAAUAUUUCACAUCUUAAAAUCAACCACAGAAUCCAAACAACACUGGAACCAUUUAAACACUUAGAGAGAGCUGGCAUCUCUAAAGAAACUUUGCCAUAACUGAAGUCCAUCAGCCCCACUGCUCAGCAGGCACUGGUCCACCUUGCCUUCUGAGGCGUCUAGGCCCCAGCUGCUGUCCUAGUCUCUGCCGGCCACAUGCCACCCAUCAGUUUCCUACCAACCCUUAGAUGGGUUUUCACUCCCUCUUGCUGGUACCUGCCAUGUCCCUUUGGCCUUGAGAGGUGGAAAGGACUACAACUUUCAUUGUUGGGAAGGAUCGCAACUAUCAAAAUGAAUAUAUUGCCACGUAUAAUAUUUCUAUAUCAAACUAUCCCCAUCUGUAUUAACAAAUUAUUUUUUGAAGAACUAAAUAAAACUACAUCUAAAUUUAUUUGGCAAGGGAAAAAACAAUUUAACUGAAAAUAUUGCCAGGCUUGAAAGAGAAUGCGGGCUUUGCUUUACCUUAUCAUAAAGCGUGCUGCCUAGUCUGGAUGAGGGAGUGGCUCCUUCUGGGAAAUCAAAGACUUUUAGCCCUUGAAGGUCAUGAUUUACAGUUAGGAUGGCAUGCAUUUAUAUGGUACGGAAAAACAACUGGACAUAAAUGUUUCAAAAAUCACUUGAUAAGAAAAUCUCUCAUAACAACAUGGGAAGGAACUGUACCACUAAUAUAUUCCAAGAUCCCACAAUGGGUUUCCCCAUUAGAAGCGUUUACUCAGCCAAAUGUAUUUUCUACAGAUAAUAUUAUUAGAUAUAAAGAACUCUUGAUUGAUAAUGGAGCGUUAAAAACAAAAGAGGAAUUACAGAGACAAGGUAUUAAUUUAGACUGGUGGUCAAGAGCUCAGAUUGAAUCUAGAUAUAAUAAAGAUUUUAAAAAGUGGGAAGUUUUUACUUAGAACAAAAGGAUUUUGAAAAAUUGCUAUUGAUUCAGAUGAAAAAUUGAUUAAGAAAAUGUAUCUGUUCUUAAUGCAAAUGAAGACGAAUGUGGGGGUGGAAAACUUUAUGGUCACAGAAUCUAGAAUAUAGUAUUGAUCCAAUACAAUGGAAUAAGGUAUAGAAAGUGAAUGUUACAAUAACUAAGUCUGUUGCAUUUAAAGAGAAUUUAUAUAAGAUGUUUUGUAGAUGGUAUCUAACACCGGAUAGGCUUGCUAAAGUGUACAAAAACAUGUCAAACAAUUGCUGGAAAUGUGGGAAACACACAGGGACAUUUUAUCAUAUGUGGUGGACUUGUAAAGAGGUGCGUAGAUUUUGGACAAUGGUACACAUAUUACUACAAACUAUUUUACAGGUCUCAAUUCCUUUCAAACCAGAGACAUUUUUGUUAAACUGUAUGCCAGAUAUACUGAACAAAGAGCAGAAAUACUUCACACUUUAUGUAGUGUUUUAUUGGAAACGUCAAAUAAUACCUCCACAAGAGGAAUUAAUAACAAAGAUAAUGGAAAUCGUGGAAAUGGACAAAUUAACUAUACUAAUGAAAGGACAAAUGGAAGAAGAUUUUUCUGUCCCAUGGUCCCCCUUCUACAACUGGAUUAAAAACAAAUAUAAAGACUAGAAUGUAGUAAACAUAUAAAGGCACUACUGUAACUUGUCACCAGUAACCACAGAUGAAUAUUUGGUAGGAUGAAAUAUGAUCCAUAAAUAACUAGAAUGUUGAUAUAAGCAGAUUCAAUGUCUUUUUUGUCUUUCCCCCCUCUUCUUCCUUCUUACCUUU